Molecule: messenger RNA, 1602 nt
Organism: Symbiodinium sp. CCMP2456
Lineage: Eukaryota; Dinophyceae; Suessiales; Symbiodiniaceae
Source: the annotation of a GenBank genome assembly
AUGAGUGCUCGGCAGCGCCUGAGUGCGGACCCUGCGGAGAUGCUGGCAAAGAUGUUUGUGGGGUGGUAUAGCAAGCAUAAGGUGCAUUUCAAGGAGGUCCAAAACUUUGAGCCAGCGGUUUGGGCCUUCAAGGAUGGUUGGGUUGUACACAAGAUGUUCACCCUGCUGCGCCCGAAAGUCAUGCGAACGGAACAACCCCGAGCAGACCCUGGUCCUCAGCCUCUCGAAGCAGGUGCCGAGGUUGAAGAUGAUGAUCAGGAUGAGCCAUUGGCCCCAAUGGAAUAUCCUGAUGAGCUGGUUGAGGGGGAGGCUUCACCCAAUGCUGUGGACAGGGAGGCUUUGUUCCAGGCUAUGGAAGGGGAGGCAUCCCAGGCUAUGGAAGGGGAGGCUUCAUCCGAGGCUAUGGAAGGGGAGGCUUCAUCCGAGGCUAUGCAAGGGGAAGCACGUGAGGCUGUGGAUCGGCAAAGUUUGAGCAGGGAGCAGAAGCUUCGGAUAGACAGUGCUGCCGCAGGUUAUCGUCUUGCUCAUACUACUUCAGAGGCUUGGGGAGAUGAGCAUAUGCCCAAAACCCCUCCGGAUGUUUCUGAAAGUGAGGAGCCUUUGGCCGAGCCAAGCCUGCUAACUCAGAAAACCUUUUUGGAUGAGACCCCACAUGAUGAAUCCUCCCCUGUAUGUGUGGUGGACUCCAGCCCUGAUGAAGCCUCAACGUCAUCAAGGCCCUCUGCGCUUUCCCGCAUUGGUUCCUUUAUGCCGAGGAACCCCGAUCAGGAGGAAACCCAGGUGCCAGAGGCAGAGCCGAGCCUGGAGAACCUCAUUGAACAGAUGGCUCCGUCUCCACCUCGCGAGAGUUGCAUGGAGCUGGGUUCAAAGGUUUCCGAGGAAGACGAGCCAAAGGCAAAGAAAGCCAAAGCAGCUCAGAAGAGCAUCGCAGCAGAUGCCAAGGAAACUGCUGAAGCAGCGGCCAAGGCAAAGGGUGGACCCAAACCCAAGAACAGCGCAGGCAAUGCUAUGCAAGCCAAAGCCACCUCAUCAAAGAAAGCACCCACAUCCAAGGGCAAGACCGAUGCCCAAGCCAGAGCAGAGCCAGCCUCUGAGUCCAAAGCCGAAGCAGAUGAUCCAAAGCCCAAGGCAAAGCCAGGACCCAAGCCCAAGAGAGCCAAAGCCGAUGAUCCUGAGGAACCGGAACCUGUGUCAGAGCCAGGACCCAAGCCCAUGAACGCCAAAGCCGAUGAUCCUGAGGAACCUGUGUCAAAGCCAGGACCCAAGCCCAGAAAAGCCAAAGCCGAUGAUCCUGAGGAACCUGUCGUGGCAAAGGACAAUAAGUCUCAGGUGAAGGCUGCUAAGCCAAAGGGGAAGGCUGCCAUGAAGAAGCCAGCAGCAAAGAUGCCGGCGCCGGCCCCUGGCCCGCAUGAAAAUGAUGUGGAUUUGAACGUUGCACCCUUGGAGUCCGAGCUCCCGAAAACGUUCGCAAGACGUGCAGUGCCCACGACAGCCAGCGGAAUCAACAAGUACCGCCGCAUCGUGGGUGCAUUCAGGGACUAUGUGAUGCCAAAGUUGAAGGACGGCCAGAAGUGUGCGGCUGAGGACAGUCUUGGAUCUUAA